CCACAGCCGCGCUCCUGGAGCACCUAAAGCGGCGGCGCGAGGCGAUGCGCGCUGAGGGCGCCCCGGCCUCGCCACCCGGUUCUGGCACGCGCACCUGCACCGUGACUGAAGGCAAGCACGCGCGCCUCAGCUGCUACGUGACAGGUGAGCCUAAGCCCGAGACGGUAUGGAAGAAGGACGGGCAGCUGGUGGUCGAGGGCCGGCGACACGUGGUGUACGAGGACGCUCAGGAGAACUUCGUGCUCAAGAUCCUCUUCUGCAAGCAGUCAGACCGGGGCCUCUACACCUGCACGGCAUCCAACCUGGUGGGCCAAACCUACAGCUCCGUGCAGGUCGUCGUGCGAGAGCCCGCGAUGCCCUUCAGGAAGCGGCUGCAGGACCUGGAGGUGCAGGAGAGGGAGUCGGCCACGUUCCAGUGCGAGGUGGAGCUGCCGACCACCGAGGCCGCGUGGUACAAGGAGGAGACGCGGCUGUGGGCCAGCGCCAAGUACGGCAUCGAGGAGGCGGGCACCGAGCGCCGGCUGACCGUGCGCAACGUCUCGGCCGACGACGACGCUGUCUACAUCUGCGAGACUGCGGAGGGCAGCCGCACGGUGGCGGAGCUCGCGGUGCAAGGCAACCUCAUCCGGAAGCUCCCGAGGAAGACCGUGGUGCGAGUGGGGGACACGGCCAUGUUCUGUGUGGAGCUGGCCAGGCCGGAGGACUCCGUCCACUGGCUGAGGAACCAGGAGGAGGUGGUGGCUGGGGGCCGCGUGGCCAUCACCACGGAAGGCACGUGCCACGCGCUGACCAUCUCCAAGUGCAGCCUGGAGGACAUGGGCGAGGUGACCUUCACGGCUGGGGACUGCCAGACAUCCACGCAGUUCUUUGUGUCUGCCCCUAGGAAGCCGCCCCUGCAAGCCCCUGAGGCCCCUGAGGUAAAGGCCAGGACAGAGUGCUCCGUGACCCUCGGCUGGUCCCCCCCACCCCACGGGGACCGCCCUGUCCCCAUCGAUGGUUAUCUGGUGGAAAAGAAGCGGCUUGGCGCCUACACCUGGAGCCCGUGCCAUGAGGCCAAGUGGGUGGAUGUGCGUGAGCUGACCGUGGCCGGCGUGUCCGAGGAGGGGGACUUCCAGUUCCGGGUGUCAGCUGUGAACAGCUUUGGCCACAGUCCCUGCCUGGAGUUCCCAGGGACUGUCCACCUGGCCCCCCAGCUGGCCCUGAGGACGCCUCUGAAGGCAGUGGAGGCCGUGGAGGGUGGCGAGGUGACCUUCUCCGUGGACCUCACUCUGGCCUCGGCGGGCGAGUGGUUCCUGGAUGGGCGGGCCCUGAAGGCCAGCGGCGUGUACGUGAUCCGUCACGAGGGCACGCGGCACACCCUCACCAUCCGCUCCGUGUCCGCCAGCCUGCACGGCGCGGAGCUCAAGUUCGUGGCCAACGGCAUCGAGAGCAGCAUCCGCAUGGAGGUCCGAGGGCUCACUCCCUUUCUGCACAAGGACACAGCUGGUGGCUGUGUGGAUGCCAUGGCUGGAGGCCCAGCCCACUUCGAAUGUGAGACCUCUGAGGCCCACGUGCGCGUGCGCUGGUACAAGGACGGCACGGAGCUCAGUCGCUCCAGCCAGCGCUUCUCGCAGGAGGACGUGGGCACGCGGCACCGGCUGGUGGCAGCCUCGGUCACCAGGCAGGAUGAGGGUACCUACUCAUGCCGCGUGGGUGAGGACUCCGUGGACUUCCAGCUGCGUGUCUCCGAGCCCUCGGCCGUGUUUGCCAAGGAGCAGCCAGCACGCAGGGAGGUGCAGGCCAAGGCGGGGGCCAGCGCCACCCUGAGCUGUGAGGUGGCCCAGGCCCAGACAGAGGUGACGUGGUACAAGGAUGGGAAGAAGCUGAGUGCGAGCUCCAAAGUGCACGUGGAGGCCAAGGGCUGCAGCAGGCGGCUGGUGGUGCAGCAGGUGGGCAAGGCGGACGCUGGGGCGUACAGCUGUGAGGCCGGGGGCCAGAAGGUGUCCUUCCACUUGGACGUGGCAGAGCCCUCGGCCGUGUUUGCCAAGGAGCAGCCAGCACGCAGUGAGGUGCAGGCCAAGGCGGGGGCCAGCGCCACCCUGAGCUGUGAGGUGGCCCAGGCCCAGACAGAGGUGACGUGGUACAAGGAUGGGAAGAAGCUGAGUGCGAGCUCCAAAGUGCACGUGGAGGCCAAGGGCUGCAGCAGGCGGCUGGUGGUGCAGCAGGUGGGCAAGGCGGACGCUGGGGAGUACAGCUGUGAGGCUGGGGGCCAGAAGGUGUCCUUCCACCUGGAUGUUGCAGAACCUGCAAUGGUGUUUGCCAAGGAGCAGCCAGCACGCAGGGAGGUGCAGGCCAAGGCGGGGGCCAGCGCCACCCUGAGCUGUGAGGUGGCCCAGGCCCAGACAGAGGUGACGUGGUACAAGGAUGGGAAGAAGCUGAGUGCGAGCUCCAAAGUGCACGUGGAGGCCAAGGGCUGCAGCAGGCGGCUGGUGGUGCAGCAGGUGGGCAAGGCGGACGCUGGGGAGUACAGCUGUGAGGCCGGAGGCCAGAAGGUGUCCUUCCACCUGGACGUGGCAGAGCCUGCAGCUGUGUUUGCCAAGGAGCAGCCAGCACGCAGUGAGCUGCAGGCCAAGGUGGGGGCCAGCGCCACCCUGAGCUGUGAGGUGGCCCAGGACAAGACGGAGGUGACAUGGUACAAGGAUGGGAAGAAGCUGAGUGCAAGCUCCAAAAUAUGCAUGGAGGCCGAGGGCUGCAGCAGGCGGCUGGUGGUGCAGCAGGUGGGCAAGGCGGACGCUGGGGAGUACAGCUGUGAGGCCGGGGGCCAGAAGGUGUCCUUCCACCUGGAUGUCACAGGUCAGCGCUUUGGAGGUAACAGUUAGGUGGAACAGGUUUAUACCCAAGCCAGACUGUGUUGCUCUUUCAAUUAGACUUUGUCCCUUGACAUCACCCACCCACCCAGCCACCUCCCCUUUCCACAUCCAAGGUGGGACCAAGGGAGCAUGGCUAGAGGGAGUGUACAGGAGGGAGAGACUCUUCUUAUACACCUCGAGGUAUGUUUCCACGUAGCAGUGCUGGUCACAUUUUCCCAGCACCUGCUCAAAACCCACUGAUGGAUCUGGGUAUCUGGGAGUCGGGAUCUCCCUGAUACGUGGGCUUAGGUAGACCAGACGUCUCUCCCCUGGGGUUGUUGGGGAAGGUCACCUGUCUCUUCCCCAAGUGCACCUGAGAGUUCCUGCUAGCAAGAUAUGUUUGUCUUCACUGAACCAGGGAGAGGGGACAUCUGGGCCACACGAUCACACUUGGAGUUUUCUUAGGACUGUGCUUUGAGUUCUCACAGUUUUAGGUGUUUGGGACACUCUUCGACAUUUUCACAGGGUUAUAAAAGCUCUCUCUGCACCCAUAUGUGGACAAGUCUAGAUCCGUAUUUUGUUGCAGCACCCUGUGCAGAUAACACAGAGAGCAGAGGACUGGUGUGUAUGUGCCCCUGACACACACCUGUGAUG
Messenger RNA from Leptonychotes weddellii (Weddell seal), 3482 nucleotides. NCBI's taxonomy places the organism in Eukaryota, Metazoa, Chordata, Mammalia, Carnivora, Phocidae. The record is from RefSeq and is a predicted model, not a curated record.